Molecule: messenger RNA, 1166 nt
Organism: Ochotona princeps (American pika)
Lineage: Eukaryota; Metazoa; Chordata; Mammalia; Lagomorpha; Ochotonidae
Gene: ZMAT3
Product: zinc finger matrin-type 3
Exons: 6
Coding region: 262-1131 (289 amino acids)
Molecular function (GO): zinc ion binding; nucleic acid binding
Source: RefSeq, a predicted model, not a curated record
CUCCCGGUUCCGCAGUCACUUCCUGCAGCUGUUUCUCCGUGGGUCUGCUCGGACUGACUUUUGACAGUGCGCCUUCAGGCUGUGGAGGGGCUUGGCGGGGAAAGUUGCUCCGGGGAGAGGCGGCGGUGGCGGAGCAGCCCGGGGCGUGGGCGGGCGUCCCGGGCGGGCACGGCGCCGCGGCUGCCGACGGGGCUUGGGGGUUCCGAUUGAAGACCUGGCUUCUGUUUGCCACGUGGAUUAUGCCCCAGGUUUUCCUCCCCAAUGAUUCUCUUGCAACACGCAGGGCUUCCUCCGCCUAAGAGGCCCUCAUCCUCCCCUCCUAUGUCAGUGGCCUCCAGGUCUCCAGGAACUUUGCAGCUUCCACCACAGAAGCCUUUUGGGCAGGAGGCUUCCGUGCCACUGUCAGGAGAAGAAGAGCUGCCCGGAGGUGGAGACCAAGACACUGCCCUGGAGGAGCUCUGUAAGCCCCUGUACUGCAAACUCUGCAAUGUCACCUUGAACUCGGCCCAACAAGCCCAGGCGCAUUAUCAGGGUAAAAAUCAUGGUAAGAAACUCCGAAAUUACUAUGCUGCAAAUAGCUGUCCUCCCCCUGCCCGGAUGAGCAGUGUGGUGGAGCCUGCAGCCGCUCCAGUCGCUCCAGGCCCUCCGCAGGUGGGCUCCUUUAAGCCAGGAGGCCGGGUGAUCCUGGCCACUGAGAAUGACUACUGUAAGCUCUGUGAUGCCUCCUUCAGUUCCCCGGCUGUGGCGCAGGCCCACUACCAGGGGAAGAAUCACGCCAAGAGGCUGCGACUUGCAGAAGCUCAGAGUAACUCAUUCUCGGAAUCCCCAGAAGUGGGUCAACGGCGGAACCGGAAGGAAGGGAAUGACUUUAAGAUGAUGCCUAAUAGGAGAAAUAUGUACACAGUACAGAACAGUUCAGCAGGUCCUUACUUCAAUCCCCGUUCUCGGCAAAGGAUUCCCCGCGAUCUCGCCAUGUGUGUUACUCCAAGUGGCCAGUUUUACUGCUCGAUGUGCAAUGUUGGGGCUGGCGAGGAGAUGGAAUUCCGGCAGCAUUUGGAGAGCAAGCAGCAUAAAAGCAAGGUGUCGGAACAGCGGUACCGGAGUGAGAUGGAGAAUCUGGGAUAUGUAUAGUGAUGGUCAUACUCCAAUAGAGCAGCUUGUCCUGC